AUGCCGUUAUUUGGAAAAUCACAGAAAAACCCAGUGGAGGUAGUAAAACAAAUAAAAGAAGCUGUGGUUGCAUUGGAAAAAGGAGACAAAAAGUUAGAAAAAGCACAGGAAGAUGUUAGCAAGAAUCUUUUAGUCAUAAAAAAUUUAUUAUAUGGAACUGCAGAUACUGAGCCCUUGUCUGAUAUUGUUGUUGCUCAGUUAGCACAAGAAAUGUAUAACAACAAUUUAUUGCUGAUGUUGGUACAAAAUUUGACAAAAAUAGACUUUGAAGGCAAAAAGGACGUUGCUCAAGUUUUUAACAAUGUUCUUCGUCGGCAAUUGGGUAGCCGAUCACCUACUGUUGAACAUAUCUGUGCAAAAUCUGAAAUUCUGUUUACUCUUAUUGCCGGGUAUGAACAUCAAGAAAUAGCUCUUAACUGUGGAACAAUGUUACGUGAAUGUGCUAGAUAUGAAGCAUUAGCAAAAAUAAUGCUGUACUCAAAAGAAUUUUUCAAUUUUUUUCGUUAUGUAGAAGUUUCAACUUUUGAUAUUGCUUCAGAUGCAUUUUCCACAUUUAAGGAAUUGCUGACUAGACACAAACCACUCUGUGCUGAAUUCCUUGAAAUCAACUAUGAUAAAGUGUUUACACAUUAUCAACAACUACUGAACUCUGAAAAUUAUGUAACUCGUCGCCAAAGUCUCAAAUUACUUGGUGAACUAUUGUUAGACCGUCAUAAUUUUACGGUUAUGACUCGCUACAUAUCAAAUCCUGACAAUUUGAAAUUGAUGAUGAAUAUGUUAAAAGAAAAAUCUAGAAAUAUCCAAUUUGAAGCUUUUCAUGUUUUUAAGGUAUUUGUUGCUAAUCCUAAUAAACCUAAGCCUAUUCUUGACAUUUUGCUUCGUAACCAAGACAAGCUGGUUGAAUUCUUGACAAGAUUUCAUACUGAACGAUCUGAAGAUGAACAGUUCAAUGAUGAAAAGGCGUAUCUGAUCAAACAAAUUAAAGAGCUCAAACCCACUACUAGUGAUCAAUGA
Macrosiphum euphorbiae (potato aphid) is the source of this 1014-nucleotide messenger RNA. The record is from the annotation of a GenBank genome assembly. NCBI's taxonomy places the organism in Eukaryota, Metazoa, Arthropoda, Insecta, Hemiptera, Aphididae.